Molecule: messenger RNA, 399 nt
Organism: Anisakis simplex (herring worm)
Lineage: Eukaryota; Metazoa; Nematoda; Chromadorea; Rhabditida; Anisakidae
Source: the annotation of a GenBank genome assembly
AUGACGGUCGUUUUCAUAACGUUCAAAGUGGCACCAUCGCAUCGAUUCAGACGUGAGAGAUACGAUAUUUAUUGUGAUGUGGAAAUUUCUGUGGCUCAGGCAAUACUUGGAGGUACCGUUAAGGUGCCGGGUAUCGAACAAGACACCUAUAUUCAAAUUCCACCAGGCACUGACUCACAUACUCGAAUGCGGCUAACUGGUAAAGGUAUAAAAAAGCUCGAUUAUGCGGGUCAUGGUGAUCAAUACAUUAACAUCAAAGUGCAAGUUCCCAAACGUUUGAACGAAAAACAAAAAGCGUUGAUGUUAGCAUGGGCAGAACUGGAACCUACGCUCAAUGGUACUGUGAAUGAAGUUAAAGCCACUGUUGACGGUUUGUUCUUCUCAAUCGUUCUGCUCUGA